GCAGAUGAACAUAUAUUGCUAUUCCAGCGUAUUUCCUGACGCCGUUGUCAACGUGACGAACCCAAGAACAACCUCGACCACGAUCACGAUCACGCACCAAGCUACUGAUAAAUGUCUAUCGUUUUCAACGUAUUCACACCGAGACACAGACGACAUUCCGAACAUCCAGCAACACUCCCACCACCCAUUCUCAAUCGCGAUCCCCAUUUCCGGCUCAAAUCCAGCCUCCGGGUCCGGGCUUCACAUCACGUCGUGAAAUGGAAAACUCCGCCCCGAGCACCGACCACCAUCAUCGGUGCCUCCGUCACUCCGAAAACAACCUCUCCGUACCCCUCCAAGGGUGACCGCCGUAGACAGCACUGCGCCUCUCGAUCCCGCACCGACUCCCCCUUCUCCCGCUUACUCGUCGCGUUGAUGAUGCCCAGAGAAGCAGAGCCUCAAUCCAUAUGCUUCUCCAUGCCUGCAUCCAACCCAUCCCCUUUUCUUACGUAACGCGCUUUACAUUUUACGUACGAACAUCGUCAUUAGGAAGGGGUCUUGAUUCGGGCGUAAGUCACGCUCCCUCUCUUCUGAUACCAGCCUCACAAGCCGCUCCAUCUCGGGAUUGUCGAGGCGGAUACCAUCGGGUUCAAGAACUCUCUCUCUCUCUCUCUCUCUCUCUCAACACCUUGCCGCAUCAAU
Messenger RNA from Colletotrichum phormii, 681 nucleotides. RefSeq lists its product as uncharacterized. The transcript has a single exon. The record is from RefSeq and is a predicted model, not a curated record. The coding region runs from base 112 to 492 and encodes 126 amino acids. Lineage: Eukaryota; Fungi; Ascomycota; Sordariomycetes; Glomerellales; Glomerellaceae.